Messenger RNA from Atta colombica, 1200 nucleotides. It is a transcript of the gene eIF2Bbeta, whose product is annotated as translation initiation factor eIF-2B subunit beta. The transcript has 6 exons. The record is from RefSeq and is a predicted model, not a curated record. Lineage: Eukaryota; Metazoa; Arthropoda; Insecta; Hymenoptera; Formicidae. Gene Ontology annotation, cellular component: eukaryotic translation initiation factor 2B complex. Gene Ontology annotation, biological process: translational initiation. Gene Ontology annotation, molecular function: guanyl-nucleotide exchange factor activity; translation initiation factor activity. Bases 115 to 1179 code for a protein of 354 amino acids.
AGACGUGGAAAUUAGAAUCACAUCACGUAUGAACGAAAGCAGUUUCAAGAAUUUCUGAAAUACAUAGAAAGAUACUUUGUAGUGCAUGUAAUUAUAUAUUUGAACGCCAGCAAAAUGAUUGACAUGAAUUCAAAAGAGAAAAUUAAUGAAAGUGUGCUGAAGUUGACAGACAGCAUUCACUAUGAAGAAAUUAAGGGCACUCAUAAUAUCGUGGUGGCUACUAUCUCCGUGCUUAAGGAAAUUAUCAAUAAUACACACUGGAAUACAGCAAAAGAUUUAAUGGAUAUUAUUGUGCAAAAUGGAAAGUACCUCAUUAAAACGCUUCCUCUUGAAGCAUGUAUCGGAAAUAUGGUAAGAAAAAUAUUGCAGAUCAUUAGGGAAGAAUAUACUUCGGAAUUGAAGAGUAAGACAGAUGAGACGUAUCCCCAGGAAUCCUUGCACAAAAUUCUUACUGCUGAGGAUAACCAACAGAUAGAUUUCAAUGUUUCGGUACCUUCUCUCAAGGCCUCUCUCAUCGAACACAUUAAUGAAUUUGAAACGGAAUUAGAAACAUGCUCAGAAAACAUCACACGACAAGCAUCCGAGCAUAUACACUCGAAUGAAAUUAUAAUGACCAUCGGCAAGUCGAAAUUAGUAGAGGAAUUUUUCAAAAAAGCUGCUGCUACCAGGGCCUUUGAUGUUAUAGUAGCUGAAGGUGGACCGUCUCUAAGCGGUCAUGAAAUGGCAGUGAAUUUGGCUAAGGCAAAGAUCAAGACCACACUGAUAUCAGAUGUAGCGAUCUUUGCGAUGAUGUCCCGAGUCAACAAAGUCAUCAUUGGCACUCACACAGUCAUGGCAAAUGGUGGACUUCGAGCGAUCUCGGGCGCACACACUGUCGCGCAAGCCGCCAAACAUUAUUCUGUCCCAGUAAUGGUUUUGCUGCCUCUCUACAAACUGGCGCCCCUUUAUCAUUGCUCGGGCAAACAAAAUGGUUUUAACUGUCACGUUUCACCAAUGAAUGGCGUAAUCGAUAGUGCCAACGCACCAUUACUAGAACGAAUACAUGCUUACAAUCCUGUGUUCGAUUACGUUCCACCUGAACUUGUUACAUUAUUCAUUUCGAAUACAGGUGGAAAUGCGCCAUCUUAUGUAUAUAGAUUGCUUAGUGAAUUGUACCAUCCUGACGAUUAUGAAUUAUAAACAAUUGUGUAUGUAAACUAA